This is a messenger RNA of Pteropus alecto (black flying fox), 3939 nucleotides long. RefSeq names its product cordon-bleu WH2 repeat protein (gene COBL). Lineage: Eukaryota; Metazoa; Chordata; Mammalia; Chiroptera; Pteropodidae. Gene Ontology annotation, cellular component: plasma membrane; neuronal cell body; terminal web. The record is from RefSeq and is a predicted model, not a curated record. Gene Ontology annotation, molecular function: actin monomer binding. Gene Ontology annotation, biological process: actin filament network formation; actin filament polymerization.
GAGAGGGGUCGCCUGCCUGGUGUGCCAGCUGGGCCACCUGCUCAGGGCCUCAGACUCGUGUGGAACCCUGCCCUGUGACCUGCCUAGGUGCUCCUUGGUCUCAGGUACGCCCCGCGCACAGCACCUGCUCACAUUUUCCAGAAGCAGUCACCUGCUUGGCAGUGCAGUACAUUCUUAGGACCUGGUGCCGACGACUCGGGUCCGUGGUAACAGCAGAGGAAGCCGGUGGCACUGUGACCGUGUCGCAGAGACGCUGCAGGGUUGAGGGAGGAAGAUGAAGGCUCGCGCUCCGCCCCCUCCUGGGAAGCCCGCCACCCCGAACGUGCCCCGUGGAGAGGCCCCUGCCCGCAGCGUGGCCCCCGCCUGCCAGCCGACCGCACGGAGCAGCGCAGUGGACGUCACCGUGGUGCUGCCCAGCGGGCUGGAGACGAGGAGCGUGGUCAACGGCAGCCAUGCGAUGAUGGACCUCCUGGUUGAACUCUGCCUCCAGAACCACCUGAACCCGUCCCACCAUGCCCUUGAGAUCCGGUCCGCAGAAACCCAACAGCCUUUGAGUUUUAAGCCAAAUACUUUACUCGGGACCCUGAAUGCGCACACUGUGUUUCUGAAAGAAAAAGUUCCCGAAGAGAAGGCGAAGCCCAGCCCACUUAAGAUGCCUGAGAAGUCCGUGCGUCUGGUGGUGAACUACCUCCGGACACAGAAGGCCGUGGUGCGCGUGAGCCCCGACGUGCCGCUCCAGGCCAUCCUGCCGGUCAUCUGUGCGAAAUGCGACGUCAGCCCGGAGCAUGUGGUGCUGCUCAGGGACAACGUGGCCGGGGAGGAGCUGGAGCUGUCCAGGUCCCUGAACGAGCUGGGGAUCAAGGAGCUCUACGCGUGGGACAACCGGAGAGAAACCUUUAGAAAAUCAUCACUUGGCAACGAUGAGACAGAUAAAGAGAAGAAAAAAUUUCUGGGAUUUUUCAAAGUCAAUAAAAGAAGCAACAGUAAGGUGGAGCUCGGGCUGCAGGCGGUGGAUGGCAGCGAGGACGCCUCGGAGUCGGCACCGGGCAGUGGCUCCAACGGCUGCAUGACGCCAGACUCACCGCCUGUGAGCUCCCGCCCCACCGUGCUGGGCCCAUCUCUGUCGCUGAGCAGCAUCUCGGGGCUGUCUGUCAGGUCAGACAUGAAGAAGCGCCGGGCCCCUCCGCCGCCUGCCCUGCCGGGGACCGGGCCACCCAUGCAGGACAAGGCAUCAGAAAAGGUGUCUCUGGGGUCACAGAUGGACCUACAGAAAAAGAAGAGGCGGGGGGCAACCGAGGACCGCGAGGAGAGCAGGAAGACGGGUGUUGGACGGCAGAUGCCACAAAAGCCCCCCAGAGGCACCACGCGGGGGCCUCCCCAGUUAGUGCUCCCCCCGCCCCCGCCCUACCCCCCUCCAGACGUGGAGCUGGCAGAGCCACUCGGCACCCCCGGGGAGGGCGCUGCUUCCAAGGCCACGCACCGGACACCCACACCGAGCCUGCCCCUGGGUCCCGGAAGUCCCUGCAGCAUAGACGACGCUCCAGAGGCCGAGGAGACCGUGUCUGUGGGCAGCUGCUUUGCCUCGGAGGACACGACAGAGGACUCCGGCGUGAUGAUGUCCCCUUCGGACACCGUCUCCCUAGACUCCCAACACGACAGCAUGAAAUCCAGAGGCAGGUGGGCCACGGACCAGGAGGGCUGCAGUGACCAGGACCUGGCUGGAACCCCGGAGCUGGGUCCCCGAAGGAGCCCGUCGUGGGAGACAGACAGCUCUGGGCACGGGCCUGGGAGAACAGAAAAACCUGUUGCAGCCUCCGGUGGUGACAGAGACCUGUGUAUUACUGGAGAGUUCCAGCGGACCCUGGCCGAACUUGACGAAGACCUGGAAGAGAUGGAAGAGAGGUACGAGACAGACACCAGCUCCCUGAGCAGCUCCAUCGAUGGCGCGUCUAGUUCCUGCAUGCGAGAUGCCACCGUCCCCGAGAGCGACGCGGACGCAAUCCCAGUGACGUUCAUCGGGGACGUCUCAGAGGACCCUGUGCAGCCGGCGUCACUCCCCAACAGAAACAACAACGCGGGGUCCUCAGACAGGGCAGGCACCGCCAGCAGGCCGGCCCGCGAGUCGCCAGCCCCGGCCGGGCUGGAGCCCGUGCGGACAUCCACUGUGGAGCGUCACACGCGAGGGCGGAAAGCAGGGGACGCAGCCGAGGAGCAGGGCCCGGCCCCCCGCAUGGGGAGGGCACAGCCCACCCAGAGGGCGGACCCUCAGCCGGGGCCGGGGACGGCAGGCGGCGACAGGCAAGGCAUCUCGGCCCCAUCGUCAUGGUGUCAACAAAGCCAAACCCCCGGGGGGAGCUUCGGGCUGAAAUACGGCCUCACGACCUACAAAAUUGUCCCCCCAAAGUCAGAGAUGAGGUGUUAUGACAGGGGGGCAUCUCUGUCGACGGGCGCCAUCAAGAUCGACGAGCUGGGGAACCUGGUGAGCCCCCACACGUCUGGAAGCAGGACCAUAGCCCUGCCGGCAUCGACCCUUGAUAAAGAACCCCAACCCAUGGGGAAAAUCAGAGGGUUCUGGAGGUGCAGCUCAGAGGAGAAGCAGCCCGGCCAGCCCACGGAGCGCCCGGUCGGGGGGGUCCCUACCCCCACCCCACCAGCAGAGUGGCAGAACCAAGACAGCAGGCUCCAAGCAGAGCCCACCUCCCCGGACCCCAAAGUGGCAUCGCCCCAGCAGCAGGCCACCCACCAAGGAGGGGGGAGACACCUGGGAGAGGGGGUGAGCCGGCCACCCACAGCAGCCGCUUGUCACGUGAAGGUGCCAGCAGCCAACACCGCGCAGGUCCCGUUUCUCAAGCCUCAGAGAAGAACGUCCAGUCAGUACGUGGCCUCUGCCAUCGCCAAGCGGAUCGGGCCUCCUACAGCCCACGCCGGGCAGACCCGUGCGGGCAAAGUGCCAGAGCUGGCGGGGCGGCCUGAUGGAGCCGCCCCCAGCCCAUGCCCAGGGUCACACGGACGCGAGCAUGAGGCCAAGCCCCCCUGCGGUCAUCCUGCCCACACCAAUGGGGAGGAGUCAGCGGAGGGAGCCCAUUCCCGGGGGCAGCUCAGCAGCCCCCGCGGCACGCCCUCGGCUCCAGACUGUCCCGCUGGCGUCCACCGAAGUCCCUGCGUCCCACUUGCCACAGCUUCCCAGAGGGAUCACAUUUCCGCGGGACAGAGCUCCGGUCUCAAUGGAAAGCAAAGCACGAGCAGCCACAGGACCAGCACGGCAUCCGACCCCAAGCGCACGCCAGACAGCCCCAGCCCCCCGCCGCCGCGCUCGGGAGAUGGCAGAGCCCUGGCACACGGCUCCGGUUGGGUCCUCGUCCCCAGCCAGCCUCCUCGCUGUCCAGCAGGGUCCAGCACGAGCAGCCCCACUGUCCCGGGGUGGAAAGAGAAGCCCAGCGUGCUCUGCACAGACGCAUGUGAUGCCGAUUGUGCGCCCAGCGUCUUUGGGCCAAAGAAGAAGUUCAGACCUGUCGUCCAGCGGCCAGCACCCAAAGACACCUCCCUGCACAGCGCCCUGAUGGCGGCCAUCCACUCGGCAGGAGGCGGGCACAGCCUGCGCAAGACCGCAGGGCACAGCCCAGAAGGAGGGCCGAAGAAGCCGCCCCCCACCGAGGCAGAGAGCGAGCACUCGGCCCUGCUUGCGUCCAUCCGAGGUCACCGUGGAGCCUGCAGCCUGCGGAAGGUGCCCUUGCUCGUCUGAGGGGUCACUGAGACCAGGCCAUGGUGGAACCACCCGCCCGGCCCUCACCCUCUCCGCCGGGAUGCAGGAGGCGAGGGGCCUGGGGACUCGGCGUGCAUCCUCGUCUGCUGGCCAGUCCUGCACCAUGGCUGAGGGAGGGACGCCCUGCUGCAUGGCCCAUGUGCCAAGGACUUGUGUUCGCCUCUCAGCGUCUGAAG